UUGAGCUUGCCGCGAUACACAUAAAACUGUGUUGGUUAUUUGUGCAUUUAAUUCCUUAGAAGCCCUUCUGUAUCUUUGAGAAGGCAUUGGCAGUCAUCCUCAAGCGUCGUUGUUAGUUUCAAGUUCGUUUUCUUUGGAAAAUCAGUGGCCGAUGUUUUGCAGUUUGUUUUGAUUUGAGCUUUGAUCGCCCAACAUUCCAUCGUGUUACAAUUAUGCCGUACAGGGACGAUUAUUCGAGACUCUGUGGACCUAUGAAUUACAAGGACAAUGAAGGAAACUGGGAGAGAAAGUUGGCAAUCUUAGACGAGGAUAAAUGUCUUCUGCGGUUUUUCAACGUCUACAGUUAUUCCCCUAAAGAGGAAAAGCUUUGGGAUAUGCCUGAUAGAGAAAUUGCAACUGGACUCAUCACAAAGAUUGAGAAAAAGGCUGAAGAACCUCACAGUUUUGAGGUCCAGAUGGUUGAUUUAAAAAAACAUAUGCUUCAAGCAGAGUCAGAAGAAGAAAUGGAAGAAUGGAUAAAAAACCUUCACAGAGUUGCUGUUGAUCCUACAAGAAGACAGGAAGGGCAAUUAAGGAGUUCUAUCAAGAAUUCCCUUCCAAGAGAAAAUAAAGAAAUACAAGCAAAUGGCUCUGAGCAAAACAAGGAAGAUCAAUCCACAGAGCAUAUCAGUUAUGAAACUAAAAUCAUUGGUGGUGUAGUUGUGAGAAGACCUGUUUCUAAGAAAGCUGAUUCUGACUCUGAGAGCUUAUCAGGAGGCUCCCUGACAAGUCGGUCAAUGUCUGGAGGGGUUGGCAAAGGGUUCAGAAUCCUUAAGCAAGGUUAUCUCACCAAGAAAGGUGCAGUGGUUAGAAAUUGGAAAAAACGAUAUUUUAAACUGGAUGUGACUUCCCUGAGCUACUAUGAAAGAGAUACGGAUAAAGAACCAAUAAAACAAAUCGCAACAAGUGAUAUCCUUCAUAUUCGACAUAGUCCCAGUUCGGAAAGCAAUAAAGAUUUCUUAUUUGAAGURCAGACRGCGACACGGACAUUUCUCAUACAAGCAGAUAAUCAASAAGAAAUGGAAGAUUGGAUUCAACACUUGAAAGAUGCAACGCAGUCGAUCCAAGGACGGUCGUACAGUGGACCGACGUGACCUCAGAUAUACUAGUGAGUGAUUUAUAAUGCUGUAUUCUACACAACAUAUAAUGACGCAGAACCACCCCCAGCGUGUAUGUCUAUUGACUACUACAGUACAUCCCAUGUUUGAAAUGAUGUCAUAGUGGCCGCCAUUGCGUAUGGUUCUCACCAUGCUCCGUAAUUUGCGGCUUGAUGUKUAGCAUCUCACAAUAUCAUAGUUUGAUGUAACAAUGCCAGAUGACUUUUAAAAUUAGCAUGACGUGUGACGUCAUGAGAUUGUUAAAAAUAUUGCAGUAUAGCAGAAGUACAUAACCGUUGUUUUGUAUUUGGUGAAGAAUUACUUUUUGCACUCAAAAAUAGAAACGAAAUGAAUUUGGUCACUGCUGUUGCACGACAGAUUCGUUUUUGCAGGCUCUUUUUUUGGUUUUUAUUUUAUUUUUUAUAUAAAUUAAAUGGCUACUAASUUAAAUAAAAUUAACAAUGCUUUA
Molecule: messenger RNA, 1605 nt
Organism: Exaiptasia diaphana
Lineage: Eukaryota; Metazoa; Cnidaria; Anthozoa; Actiniaria; Aiptasiidae
Product: pleckstrin homology domain-containing family A member 1
Exons: 12
Coding region: 213-1133 (306 amino acids)
Source: RefSeq, a predicted model, not a curated record